AUGUUAGUGGAAGUGUCGAGUGGCAACGACCUCACUGGGCGGCUGGAGAAGAGUUCGCCGUUGACGGCGCUCAGUAGCUCCUGUCUCAUAGCGUUAGCCGUGGCCCGCGGUGAAGCUGAGCUCGUGAUGUGCGCUGUGACGUCACUUAUAAUUGCGCCGCCCGCUCUCACUGAACAGUUUGUACAGAUACCGACAAACCUGACUGUUAUGCAGCGAAGCGUCCAGGCUGUUAUACUUGGACCUCCAUCCCGCAACUUGUGGCUUAACUUCGGAGUGCCGCACAAAUCCCUCGUAUCAAGUUUCCCCGUGGACCUUCCGUCGCAACUGACAGCUGGUUCGGGAGAGCUUGUAGUUCGUUCUUUAGUGUCCGACGGUUGUUACCUAUACAUAUAUACGUCCAAAGGCCUCCUUAAAAUUGGAUCUGGUUACGGCAGCUCGAUAAGGCAGCAUGUGUACUUGUAUAAAGCUGAUUUCUUUGCUAGCGACCGUCAUGGUUGGCUUGGAUGUUGUCGGAACAAACUAUAUGUUCGGAUUGGUCGGAAGAAAACUGAAGUGCACGAGGUCGAUAAAGAAACGUUAGAGGUGAAGAGCCUACUGUACUUGGAGACGGGCCAAGCGGGUCCGGAGAACAAAUCGGCUGUGUUUACUGAUAGCAACCAACUUGGAUUGAUCCUUUUGUCUAAUAACGACAAUCUGACAAUAAAGAUGUAUGACGUGGAAGCGAACGUCGCGGAACGCGCUCAAGGCGGUCGGUUCACGUUGACAUCGCGACGCGAGUUCCACGUGAAUUUGCUUCGUCGCCGUACAUUGGUCCUCGGCAGGCCGUCCUUCGACGACGGACUGUCCAGGAUCUUGGUUGACCUUGACACUCCAAUGGCUAUACAACUCGAUGACAACGAUGAUGACCCACUGCUGGGUAUAUGCUCAGGACAAGACUUCGGACUUUUGUUGACAACGUCGGGAAAGGUAUACUACGCCGGCAAAGGAACGUCUCUGGGAUAUAAAGUGCCGACGCCUCACACGGGGCGUUGGACUCUGAUGAAAGAGACACUAUUCAACAAACAAGAUGUGUCCAAUAUUAAAAUGUGCAAAGUGGUGCAGGUGGCGUUAGGGCAUGAAGGCGUACACGCUAUCUUAGUGUUGGACAACGGCUCAGCUCUGUUCACUGGCGUGGCGAGACGUGGAGAGGACGGCGAUGCUACCCGCCAUCGGCGAACACCAAAGCCUACGCGACCAAAGAAAAUUCACAGGGUGGAGAAAUAUAACAUAAUAUAUGCAGCUUGCAACUAUGGGUCGACAGCGUUAGUUACACGCGCUGGUGAACUGUUAAUGUUUGGCAAAGAUACGCAACAUUGCGAUGAAAAUGGAUUCGUCAUCGGUGUACGACAUGAGAGGAUCACACAGGUUUCAUUGGGAAAGGCGCACGCAGCAGCGCUCACGAACUCUGGCGAAGUUUACACUUUCGGAAUAAAUAACAAGGGUCAAUGUGGCCGAGAAUACGGUUAUAGCAAAGAGAAACCGUACAGGAGCUCGAGCGCCGGCAGCGGCGGCAAGGAGGAAGCCCGGAUAUGCACCGGCGCACAUACGUGGACGAUGGAGUACUGUCGAGUGUGCGUAUUGUGCUGUGAAUGUACCGGAUUCGCCGGAGCUUGCCUUUGCGCAGCAAUGCCCAACAGGUUGCCCGGCGAGAGGUGCGGAUGCGGUGAAGGCGACUCGGGUUGCACCGUAUGUGGCAUCUGUAAGAGAUGCGCUGAAGCCUCCACCUCUACGGCCGGCUCCUCGCGAGCUGAGGAUCCUGUUUGCUCUAAUGAUGCACUUUGUGGAGGAGACAGUGAGGCAGUACAAAGCGACGGCUGUAGCGCAGGGGCGGAGGCUGCGACUGCGUGCGCUAGUUCCGCGAACUCGGGGCCGGAGUCAGAGCGCGAGACGGUCAAAGUGAACAGCCUUGCGCCAGCCCGCAUCGUCGUGCCCGGCGGACAUAUUAUCGUGUCCGUCGCGUGUGGUCUACAACACACCAUAUUGCUCUCUGAACAUGGUGAGGUGUUCACAUUUGGUUCGAACCAAUGGGGCGCUCUCGGCGCCGGCGACAUCGCGCCGCACCACCGUGUGGUGCGCGUCAGAGUGCCGCGCGCGGCCUCCAUCGCUGCGGGCAGCAACCACUCCGCCAUACUUACGAGGGAUGGCGAGCUUUACACCUUCGGCAGUUAUCAGAAAGGGGCACUUGGUAGACCGCGUCAAGAGGAACCGCGGACUGACCGCAGCCCGGUGUGGUACGCGACGCCCGGUCGGGUGCCAAAGAUCGGCUCCAGGCACGGCUGUCGGGCCGUAUGGCUUUGCGCUUCGGGCGAUCAGACAUUCGUCCAGGUUUCCCAGGCUCUCAUUAACACGGAUACGCUAUUCAGUGCGACUAUCACGGCAAACAGUAACAGCAUAGGUCAGUAUUACUCAACAGCCGGCUAA
Messenger RNA from Bicyclus anynana (squinting bush brown), 2460 nucleotides. RefSeq names its product E3 ubiquitin-protein ligase highwire. The transcript has 13 exons. Lineage: Eukaryota; Metazoa; Arthropoda; Insecta; Lepidoptera; Nymphalidae. The record is from RefSeq and is a predicted model, not a curated record. The coding region runs from base 1 to 2460 and encodes 819 amino acids. Gene Ontology annotation, cellular component: nucleus.